CGGGGGCGGGGAGGGGGCGGAAGCGGAAGCGGGGCGACGGUUUCCGAGGAGCCCGGUAUAAAGCGGCCGCUGGUGCCCGGUGUCGCCCGCCGCGCUCGUGCCGCCGUGAGUGACCUCACCCCUCCCUCCUCCCCCCACCCUCCCCGCCGGCCGCCGCGGCCACCUCCCGGCACCGCCGCCUCCCCCGCCGCACGGAGCAGGUCCCGGGUGCAGGGGGAGACCCGGGGGCAGAUUAAUCAGCCACUCGAUGGGGAUUAACAGUGGAGCACCUCUUUGUGUCGCCUUUCCACCUCUCUGUAGCAAGAAAAACAAUUUCAGCACUUCUUCAAUAAUAAUUAUGAAACUGGUAUUAACUGAAUGGCAAUUAUGGAUUUUUAACUCUAACUCACAGUAAACCAGCAAGCCAUAUGUUGAAAUUCCUACCAAAUAGCUUUUCGUUCUUAAUGUCUCAUACCUAUACAAGAAGUUGCAAGAUACCUGUUUGUAUACGAGGAAUAUAAGCCUGAGGAACAGAAGCUGAAAGAGAAGACACCCUAAGUUGUCCUUGGAGAUAUGGUAGUAUUAUUUAUAUAGAUAUAAUAAAUAUAUAUAUUUUUUAUGGUGAUGAAAAUGGCUCCUCAGAAUGCUGACUCGGAAUCUAUGCAAGUUCAAGAUCUACCUGUGGCACAGCUUCAGAAACCAGAAAACAAGGAGAAUGAAAGUAGAGAGGAGACCAUUAGCGAAGGAUCCAUAGACCGGAUACCGAUACGCCUCUGGGUGAUGCAUGGUGCAGUUAUGUUUGGCAGGGAAUUUUGUUAUGCCAUGGAGACAGCUUUGGUAACACCUGUAUUGUUACAAAUCGGUCUUCCUGAACAAUACUACAGCCUCACUUGGUUCCUUAGCCCUAUCCUGGGCUUGAUCUUCACUCCGCUUAUAGGUUCGGCUAGUGACCGCUGCACACUGAGCUGGGGCCGCCGGCGGCCUUUUAUUCUUGCUCUCAGCAUUGGUGUCCUCUUUGGAGUUGCACUUUUCCUUAAUGGCUCUGUUAUAGGUCUGGCUAUCGGCGAUGUCCCGGACAAGCAGCCCAUUGGUAUCGUUCUCACGGUGCUUGGUGUCGUGGUGUUGGAUUUUUGCGCUGAUGCAACGGAAGGGCCGAUUCGGGCCUAUUUAUUGGAUGUGGUGGACAGUGAAGAGCAAGAUAUGGCCCUUAACAUCCAUGCCUUUUCAGCUGGUCUUGGAGGAGCAAUCGGUUACAUGUUAGGAGGGCUGGACUGGACACAGACCUUCUUGGGUAGUAUUUUUAAAUCUCAAGAGCAAGUCCUUUUCUUCUUUGCAGCCAUCAUUUUCUCUGUCUCCGUUGCCCUCCACCUUUUUAGCAUUGAAGAAGAGCAAUAUAACCCUCAGCAGGACAGGAUUGAUGACGAAGGAGACACACUUUCUAGCGUGAAAUUCAGCGGUAGUCUCCCCCCUCUGAAUCGACUGAAUGUAAUUAGUGAGGAAGAUCCGUAUGGAGCCUCUAUGUUUCACGACGAGGUUCAGUCAGAGCAUGAUCUCAGCAUGGAGUUCGUCGAGGUGAACAUUGUAAGAAGUAAGAGUGACUCAGUUCUGCACAUGCCUGAUGCUACACUGGAAAUUGAAUCAGAGCUGCUUUUUCUGCAUGACAUCGAACCCUCAAUUUUUCAGGAUGCUUCAUAUCCAAAUACUCCCCACAACACCAGCCAAGAGAUCAUGAAGUCCAAACUCAACCGCCUGUCUGCUUUCCUCAGGGACAAUGAGAAGGAGGAGGAGAUGUUGCUUGAUAAUCACUUAAAUGAAGAUAAAGUCCCAAAUGCAAAUGGCUCCCUACCAAAAGAGUUCCUCAACGGACACGCUAGAAUCGGCAUGAAGCAAUCUAGCACUUCAAAUUCCAUGCGAAGGCGAAGGCACAUGUUCUACCGUCAGCCAUCCUACACCUUCUCGUACUAUGGCAAAAUAGGCUCUCACCGCUAUCGUUUUCGUCGGGCCAAUGCCAUCGUCUUGAUAAAGUCUUCGCGCAGCAUGAACGAUAUCUACGACAUGCAGAAGCGGCAGCGACAGAAGUACAGACACAGGAAUCAGAGUGGCACAACAAAUUCAAGUGGAGACACAGAGAGCGAAGAGGGGGAAACUGAAACCACUGUCCGACUCUUGUGGUUGUCAAUGUUAAAGAUGCCAAAGGAGCUGCUGAGGCUGUGCGUUUGUCACCUCUUAACUUGGUUUUCAAUCAUUGCUGAAGCUGUGUUCUAUACAGAUUUCAUGGGCCAGGUCAUCUUUAAAGGUGAUCCAAAGGCCCCUUCUAAUUCAACUGAGUUGCAUGCCUAUAAUGCUGGAGUUCAGAUGGGUUGCUGGGGACUGGUAAUUUAUGCUGCUACUGCUGCCGUUUGUUCAGCACUGUUGCAGAAAUACUUGGACAACUAUGACCUUAGUAUAAAAGUCAUCUACAUCCUGGGCACGCUGGGUUUUUCUCUUGGCACUGCAGUGAUGGCUAUGUUCCCCAACGUGUACGUCACCAUGAUAAUGAUCAGCACCAUGGGAAUAGUCUCCAUGAGUAUCUCCUACUGCCCCUACGCGCUUUUGGGACAAUAUCAUGAUAUCAAGCAGUAUAUUCACCAUAGCCCUGGGAACUCAAAGCGAGGAUUUGGCAUAGAUUGUGCUAUUCUGUCAUGUCAGGUUUACAUCUCCCAGAUCCUCGUGGCCUCUGCGCUUGGUGGCGUGGUGGAUGCAGUUGGCACGGUCAGAGUCAUUCCCAUGGUGGCUUCGGUGGGAUCCUUCCUGGGUUUUUUGACAGCAACGUUCUUGGUGAUUUACCCCGAAGUCAACGAAGAGCCAAAGGAAGAACAGAAAGGACUCGGCCCUCCGGAGACCGCCGAGAGCAACAGCACCAACGCCGAGAAGCCAACCGUUCUGAAGCUCACGCGCAAAGCAGCCGCUGCGCCGGGGCUGGAGAGCGAGUCUGCCGUGUGAGGCCGUCGCUUGUCCUUUACACACAUUCCAGGGAGUGCAGGUGCCGGAUCAGGAACCCUUUUUUCUCCAACAGGACAAAUUAGGAUCUUCAGUACUUGUAGCAAAAAUUGCAGAAAAUUGCAGGCAGUUUCGUGCAAAAAUGUAAAUGAAAUUCUGUAGUCCCUAAUAUAGGUUUGAACAGGUAGCUAUGAUGCUAAUUGCUUUCUCUACAGCUUAGAAAUGUCAUUUCUGAACACUUUUUUAUUGAAGAAUACAUUUAGAUUUCAAAUAAGUUCUAUUAAUCUGCAUGAGACUCACAGUGUAUACAAUUAGCAGUUAGAAAAAUUAAGUUUUCAGCUGUUUUUAAACUAACUGAAAAUGGAAGCUAUCUUGACCUAUAGUCUCUUGCUAUUUUUGUCUGAAACAUUUCAGAUUUCACUAGUACAGCACCUGAAUCAAAUGCUUAGACAUCUUGAUCAAUCUUUUUCGUAAGCACGAUGAUAUUGGUCUGAAAGCUACAGUUCUUUAAUUUUAGACUUCAUAUUUUUGCUGGUGCAAUUGCUACAGAAAAGUUUUAUUUGCAAUCAGUUUCAAGACAAAACAAAAGCAAUUACUGCGGUUUCUAAGAAACUGCUGUGAAUCCUUUUAGUCUUACUGUUCAACAGCUGCUCCCGAGUCUGCUGCUUGUCAGGAAUGGAUAGCCCUGGGUGCAUGCCGUGAACCGUAGACGGACGUAGCAGCAGCUGGGAAGGUGAUCAGCACUCGCAGGUAUUUCUAACACGUGCUGAAUUUUGUGAAUGUCAUUGGAACACGCUGUGACAAUUUUUAGCUGGGAGUUUUUGCGUGCCGGUGAACUUUGGGGUUUUCUCGGCGUUUAAAGCCGAUCGCCUCUGGAUGAAGCUGUUGCAGAGAAGGGCGUCUCUGGGGCCGGCUUCACGGAGCGGGGUGUGAGGAGUCUCUGUAGUGGGGAGAGGAAGUUGAUGAUUAAUUGCACUUUUUAUGGUCCUUUUACCUCCCGGCUGGGAAUGCAGCAGCCAAGGUAAAGGCGCAGUGUCAGUACAACAAGGUAAACUGAAGGCCUACCUCUGUAACUUCAUGGCAUUUUCUGGUUGCAUAAAAAUCUGUGUCAGAAACAGUUUUCAGGCCUUAAAAUUCAAUCCACUAGCACGUGUUGUUGUUCCAGUCCCUGCGUUGGAGGGAUUGUAGGCUGGAGCUCUCCUGAGCUGCUCAACCAAUUUCGUCAGCUCAACCUCCGUACCCCCUUCCCUGGUUCAGGACGUAGCUGCCAUGCAAAGACAUUUUCUGUGAAGAGCUUAAAAAGAGCGAUGCUAAUCUGAUUUAAAAUAUUAUUGGGAUCACUAGCAGUGCCCCAAUCCACGGGUAGACAAAGCUCAGAAAUCCAGCAGCCGGUUACGGCAACUUGAGAAACCGAACUUCCAGUUGUUGUCUAAGAAGUGUUUGUGAUGCUAUUUACUCAUUUUUGCAUGGACUUACCGGCUGCACUCGAUCCAUGUGCUAAACAGACAAAUCACAGCUCGUUGCAAGAUUUCUGCUGCCUCAAACUUCUUAUACUACAGUACUUUAAGAUGCAUGUGUAAAUCAUGCUGCAAUAUAUUCAUUCAAAAGGAAAAUAUAUAUUUCAAAAUGAAAAGCAGUUUUUAAUAAAUUACUUGAAUUGUCAAUGUAUUUAAGAAAUAUGUAUGUUUUGGUAUGUUUGAAGUUAACGCGCAGUCUUGGCCGACGUCAUUGAUGAGUUCCUGGUGGCAUGCGUGUGUUUCGAAGCUGAAGGCUUUCGGUCAGUGCUAAAGUCCUAUGCUAUGGAGGGUGGCGAUGUUGUUUUUAGGCUGGUGAAAUUUCAGAGCACUAAAGUACAUGUCUCACAGGACUUUGGUUUUUUUUUUCCUAGUGUCUCAAGAAAGUCGUUUUUCUUUAAGGUGAAUAUUUUUUAUUUAGAACACAUACUGUGAAUUGUGUUCAGACAGGGGAAUAGUACUACUGAAGCAUAUAAGACCUUAUUGAAGAAAUCAGUUGUGAGAAAUACUUUAACUGAACUUCUGCAGUGAAUUUUAUCAUCUCAGUUACAUUUAAUAUAUUCUGGUGAUAUUCAUAUAUAACAGAAAUGAGUGUUGUAUUUCACCCUAUAACUGGCAUUCUUGUAAAAUAUAAACCAAGUUAGACAUUUUAAAGUGGCUUUAAUAUUUUAUUUUUAAACCUUUUUUGGAGGAUUCUGCUUUUGGUUGAACGAACACUGUUGAGUAUCCCUGAUUUUAAUCUCUGCUUCUUGAAAGAUUCUGCUACGGCGUGAAAAUCUGCGAUUUCUGGUCAGCGCCAGCCUUGCCCUUUUCCCCACCACCGAUGACUUGGGUUGAUCAUGAAUGUAGUUUUGAACUCACGUUACUCCAUAUAGCAGCUUCGUAAGCCAAAAUACCUUUCGCGGCACAACCAAGCGAUCCACGGUCUAGCUUUGGAGAGGGACGAGGAGCUGAAGCUCCCUCUUGUGACCCAUCCAGCAGAGGGAAGGCAAAACUGCUUGAGGGGGGUGAGACCACACGCAUUCAUUUAGCUUUCUCCAUCGUGGGAAGGGACAAGGAGGGAGAACCGUUUCCAACCUGGAGGACUUCACUCAGAGGCAGGGCAGGUCCCACUUCGUCCUCGCCAGCGUUUUGCUGAGCCUGGUUUCUAAGGACGGGCUGUUCAGAUCCAUAUGUGGGGCUGUUUAUGGGGCUGUUUGAUUACCGUUUAUAACGCAUAAACACAGACGCUGCUUUGUAGCAGGAAGUUGUAUUUCACUCCCCUGUAAAGCCGAAGGAAAUAAUUAUCCAUUGUAACCGCUCCAAAGUGUUUGUAGUAGCGCCAGGAGAAUUAACGUUGGGUAGCCCCUGCCAAAGGAGCUGCUCCUGCGCCGUGGCCAGCCUGCAAAAGCGCAGCUCUUACUGCACGGGCACUCGCCAGCGACCGUUUCUGAGAUUCAUCAUGCUAAUGCUAUUUUUUCCGUUGAAUUUGAGAGGUUUUUCUUUCUAGCCCCAUCACUUCUCAGGUAGGGUGGGCAUUCCCAUAAUUCUACGUUGUCCCUCACCUUAUCUUUUGAUGCAGAAAGUUUCUCUUCUCUUCUCUUCUCUUCUCUUCUCUUCUCUUCUCUUCUCUUCUCUUCUCUUCUCUUCUCUUCUCUUCUCUUCUCUUCUCUUCUCUUCUCUUCUCUUCUCUCAACUAAAAGGCAAAGUAUUAGAUUUUAUGUCUUCUUGCAGAAGUGGAGGGGAGAGAGAGUUGAGGGGGCUGUUUUUCCUUCUGGGGAUGAUAAGGACAGUCUUAGGUUUGCUGAUUUCAUCCCAUGUGCUCCAUCUCUUGGCGUCUUCCCUGCAGCAGGUUUAAGGUUUGGCCGUUUGCUUCUGCGUUGCUCUAUUCUGUAAACGAUUUCCCAGACGCUGCUGCAGUCUUUUCAGUGACGCGUAGCACCUCCGAUGUUGGGCACCGUUAGCGCUCAGAUCUGCGAGUGUUUAAUGAGAACUUGGUAGUGGGUAAGCUGCAUGUCUAGAGGUAUUUUGCGUUAAAGCCGAGAAGCUCAAACGUAACCGUGUUGGAGGGUGUAGCGUGGAUUUUGCACCGCCGGGUUGUCGUAGAGGCUGGUCGGAUCUGAACUGUGUGUGGAUGGCGAUCGUGGAUUACAGAAGCGAUGAUUUCUGAGGGCUGUUUCCCUUCCUGCUGGUUAGCCGACCUUCCUAGGGUUUUAUCGCCUGAGCAGCCUUUCAAUAGCGUGAAUCGGGCCGUUAGCUAGUGCUGGUGGUACCAGAGCUCCAGGCAGAUGUGGGUGGUUCAGCAUCAGGAGGGAAGAAGCUGGUGCAUCCACCAGAAGUUAGUGCUCUUUGAAACACCUCGUGUCCCUUUCCCCUUCCGUGCAGAGCCUUUUUUGAAGUACGGCAUGUUCCCCGCUCAGAGGGCUGAGGAGAGGCGGCUGUGAACGUGGCCUCCUGGUCUCCUUGGAGGCACCGAUGCCGGCCAUGGAGCCAGGGAUGAAACGGGCCGCGAGCUGCUGGUGGAGCCAGCGUGGAAGCGGGGCUCGGCCUCCCUCAUUCCCCUCCCAUCCCAUUUAAUUCCCGUGCGGCAAUGGCAACGAUUUAGUUGCCAGAUCCCUCCUCCAAAGCCUCCUUUUGCCCCACCGAAACCCAUCCCCGGCCACUCGCCCUCGGCAUGUGGGGAGCCCGGCCAUGGGCCGACGUCUGCUGUGGUCCAGGGGAGGACAUCCACAGCCACCAGCAGCCUUGGUUGCCUCCGUUUGCGGCUCUGCGGGUUAAGGUCGCGCUUGCAAACACAAGGUGGAGAAAGUUGAAUUUUAGCAGUGGUGGACCGCAUCCGGUGCCCGGGCGGGCAGCAAGGCAGAGCAGGAGAACAGCAGUGCGGCUCCGUGGUCCAAGUUAGUUUUGGUGGCCAUUCAAGUUUGCAAUCACUUCCAUUUUUGCAGAGACAUGUCCCUGGGAUGCGCCACGCUCCGUGGUCCCGCAUCUGCGACGACUUGAUCACUGCUCUAAAUACGUACCCUGUUUAAGUGACUUAAGUGAAAUCCUGCAUGGUAUUCGGAGCACGUGUAGCAGCUUCGGCAUCUGAAGUAUCUAUCGUGAAAGAGAAGUUGGUUUUAUUUGCAGCUGGUUUUUGUCCUCGUUUUCUUUUAAAAGGCCAAAUAAAUAUAACAAACACCAAAUGUUGCACAGAAAUGGUAUUAAUGACUGUGUAUAAGAAAUACCAAAUUUUAUUUUUCUUUGCAGAAACUCUAUGGUUACAGAUAGUCCUCUAGCUGUUAUUCUUCCUUAAACUACAAAGCUGAAAGUUUGUAAAAGUUGCAUUGAAAAUGGUCAUUUUUUUAAAAAGUUGAGCUACCCAAAGUUUGCUGCCUCUCAUGUUGCAUCCGGAACGAGCGAUUUGCAAAGGCAAGCCGCGAAAGCUCAAAUUCAGAUGAUAGUUUAGUUUCGAGGAUCAGCAGUUUGAACAGUCAGGAAACUGCAUUUGGUGUGAACGGGCGGACUCGGGCGCCUCUGCCUAACGUGGCACUCACAGAUGACAUCAGUCUGUCGGGGCAGCCGGGUCUGCUCAUCAGGAUGUUCAGGUUUUCCUGUCAUUUAAAUUCAGAUCCUAUCCUGUAAAACGGAUGGGAAUUUCUGUCCCUCUCUGUUUCCGCAACCCAAAUAGCCGUGCUGGCGGCCAGCCUGUUGUUCAACCUCGCCUUCCCGGGCCCGCGCGGAGAAGCGUGAGCGGGGCCAGCUCGAAGCCGACUCGUUUGAUGUAGACGUUGCAGCGGUUUAGCCACAAGCCGGUUUCCACCCACCUAUGGCACCAAACUAGGAUUAAAAGUUAUUUGAUGCCUUUUUUGACCUGCAAAAAUUUAAGAGAAAACCCAAUGCAUUGGUUCAAUUUGACGCUUUUUUUCUGGACGUUGGAAGCUGUGGAUAGAGCUGUAGGAGUGUAGCCUCGCUUAACUAGUCGUUAGCCUUAUUUAGUCUGCACCUAUUCAAUACUCAGUGAUAGCCAAAUUGUAGCUAAUAGCCCCAAAGCUAGAAAGCCUUCCCCCUCCACAAAUUGGCAGUUCCCAAUUUAUUUUUCCUUUUUCUCUGAUGUAACAUGAACGCUAAGCCCUUUCGGUAGCCAAAUGACCAGCUUAUUUUAAAUGCCUCGUAUUAAUAGAAAGCUGCAUAUAGGCAUCUCAUAGCGGAAAAAAAAAAAAGAGAAUAUUUAGUUCCUUUGUGAACUGGCCAUAUGACAACUACUUUUUUAUCAACUUAUUAAGUUGGGGCACUAUAAUAGCUCUUGCUGAGUUUAGCAAUGUUUAUAAGCAUGUGUUAAACACAUAAUGUUAAGUUUUAUGAGGAAAAAGGGAUAAAGAAAAGUAAUGUCACAGAUGAAUGUUUGAGUGAGUAGAUGGCAUAAUGUAUGUAUGUUUUUUAUUUCUACACUGUUGAGCUUAUUUUCUGUUUUAAAGUAAAAAAAAAAAUUGUUGCAUGAGAACUGUUUUAUUGUGUUCCGCACUUUCUGUUCUUUUUGUAUAAUCUUGAUUUUUUUUUCCAUUUAUGCAUAGAAAAACAAAAUCGAUUUAGAAAUAUUCUGCUCCACGUUACGUUGUGUUCCGAUCCGUUGUUCUGAAGUUCGAUCUUAAUAAACAUUUCGGUAAGAGUU
Molecule: messenger RNA, 9099 nt
Organism: Dromaius novaehollandiae (emu)
Lineage: Eukaryota; Metazoa; Chordata; Aves; Casuariiformes; Dromaiidae
Gene: SLC45A4
Product: solute carrier family 45 member 4
Exons: 8
Coding region: 598-2961 (787 amino acids)
Biological process (GO): transmembrane transport
Cellular component (GO): membrane
Molecular function (GO): sucrose:proton symporter activity
Source: RefSeq, a predicted model, not a curated record